Messenger RNA from Capsella rubella, 1419 nucleotides. RefSeq names its product probable cinnamyl alcohol dehydrogenase 9. The transcript has 5 exons. The record is from RefSeq and is a predicted model, not a curated record. Gene Ontology annotation, molecular function: cinnamyl-alcohol dehydrogenase activity; zinc ion binding. Gene Ontology annotation, biological process: lignin biosynthetic process. The coding region runs from base 63 to 1145 and encodes 360 amino acids. NCBI's taxonomy places the organism in Eukaryota, Viridiplantae, Streptophyta, Magnoliopsida, Brassicales, Brassicaceae.
AGAUAGUCACAGAAACAUAACCUCAAACCCUCACUCCUCAGUCAAAGACACAGACUAAAGCAAUGGCCAAAUCUCCAGAAACAGAGCAUCCCAACAAAGUCUUUGGCUGGGCUGCUAGAGACAAAUCCGGCCUUCUCUCUCCUUUCAACUUCUCUAGAAGAGACAAUGGUGAAAAUGAUGUGACAGUGAAGAUCUUGUUUUGUGGAGUUUGCCAUACUGAUUUACACACCAUCAAGAACGACUGGGGAUACUCCUAUUACCCUGUAGUUCCCGGGCAUGAAAUCGUUGGGAUCGCUACAAAAGUUGGAAAAAACGUUACCAAAUUCAAAGAAGGAGAUCGUGUAGGAGUAGGAGUGAUCACUGGCUCAUGCCAAUCUUGCGAAUCGUGUGACCAAGAUCUUGAAAACUACUGUCCUCAGAUGUCUUUCACUUACAAUGCGAUUGCAUCCGAUGGAACCAAGAACUACGGUGGCUAUUCAGAGAACAUUGUGGUCGAUCAGCGGUUUGUUUUGCGGUUUCCCGAGAGCUUACCAAGCGAUUCGGGUGCGCCAUUGCUGUGUGCUGGAAUCACUGUGUAUAGUCCAAUGAAGUAUUAUGGAAUGACUGAGGCAGGGAAGCAUUUGGGUGUAGCUGGACUUGGUGGACUUGGUCAUGUUGCUGUUAAGAUUGGUAAAGCUUUUGGUUUGAAAGUUACUGUGAUUAGUUCGUCUCCGGCGAAAGAAGAGGAAGCCAUCAGUCAGCUUGGUGCUGAUUCGUUUCUUGUCACCACCGAUCCUCAGAAAAUGAAGGCUGCAAUUGGAACUAUGGAUUACAUAAUCGACACGAUAUCAGCAGUACAUGCUCUGUAUCCGUUGCUCGGUUUACUCAAAGUCAACGGAAAGCUCAUCGCUUUAGGCCUACCUGCAAAGCCUCUCGAGCUACCAAUGUUCCCUCUCGUUCUCGGAAGGAAAAUGGUUGGAGGAAGUGACAUCGGAGGGAUGAAGGAGACACAAGAGAUGCUUGACUUCUGCGCUAAGCACAACAUUACGGCUGAUAUUGAAUUGAUUAAGAUGGAUGAGAUUAACACUGCCAUGGAGAGGCUUGCUAAGUCUGAUGUUAAGUACAGGUUCGUGAUCGACGUGGCUAACUCCUUGAGCCCUCCAUGACUCAGCCGAAUCUAAGGAUUCUCUGUUGAGGAGGCUAUACAAUCUAUUUCAUAAUCUUGUGUGUUAUGCUUGUGUUUGUGUCUCUCGCGUUGAGUUAUCUUCGUUUCAUGCUUUCAGUUUGAGAAUCGGUUUAUUCUCAGACAAGUUACCUUCUUUCUUUGUGUUUCUUCUCAAUGCUCAUGUUCUGUUUCUUGAGAAAUAGAAACUCUUUUCGGAUUCGAGAUAAAUUUACCAAUCUCCGGUAUGGCAAUAAUAUAAAGAUGGAUUUGAUAAA